Messenger RNA from Haliotis rubra (blacklip abalone), 1566 nucleotides. RefSeq names its product mitochondrial amidoxime-reducing component 1-like. The record is from RefSeq and is a predicted model, not a curated record. Lineage: Eukaryota; Metazoa; Mollusca; Gastropoda; Lepetellida; Haliotidae. Gene Ontology annotation, molecular function: molybdenum ion binding; catalytic activity; pyridoxal phosphate binding.
CCUGGAUAUCACACAGGCCACAUGUUUGCGGUAGACAUUACUCAGUCCCCCUUGGGGCUGUUCUCUUUCUUCAUCAUAGUCUCAGCCAUUAAACUGACUGCCCUCAGUUGGCUGAGGAAGAAGAGGGGUGAGAUGUUUGAAUGUGUGGGCCGGGUGCAUGCUCUGUACACCUUCCCAGUCAAGUCAUGUGGAGCCAUUGAGUGCCAGGAAGCUGAAGCUACUCAGCUGGGAUUCAGUUACCGGGGACUUUUGGACAGACACUGGAUGGUGAUCAAAGAUGGGUACAUGUGCAACAUGAAAACUGAGACCCGGCUGAUGCUCAUCUCAACCACUCCACUUGGUAACGGGGACUUGCGGCUCGACGCGCCCAACAUGCCCAGCCUGGCGCUUUACAUGGCCGACUUUACCAAUGUUAUAUCAUGCAGAAUCUAUGGUGUCAACAUGGACGUCAUCGACUGCGGAGACGUGGCUGCCUCCUGGCUUAACACCUUCCUCGGCUACGACAACCUGCGUCUUUUCUCCUGGACUAAUAACAGCCGUGAGGGAGACAUGACAGCGUUCAGCUACAUGACGUCAUACUUGAUGACGUCAGCCAGUUCCCUCCAUGACCUGAACCAGCGUCUAGACUCCCAGAUUUCCAUGCUCAACUUUAGACCCAACAUCGCCAUCGAAGGGACACCACCGUUUGAUGAGGACAACUGGCUGGAGGUCAAGAUUGGAGACAAUGUCAUGAUGAGGGUGGUUGACGUGUGUCGAAGGUGUCCGAUCACCACCAUUGACCCCACGACAGGGAUAAAGGAUCCCGACAGACAACCUCUAACAAAGCUGAAAACAUACCGCUGCAUUCCCCUUACGGCAGCGCUCCAGUGUGGGAUUUACUGCGCCCUGGAGAUGGGCGGGAGGGUGCAGGUGGGAGACAGGGUGUACGUCAUGAGAGGUCACAGAAUCAAACAUCAGACCCUGUCCUUGUAGCAACAGUAGGGAUGGGGGCGUAAACGACGUCCCACGUGCAACAGAUACUUUAGUAUAUGCUUCUGUAAACAGAGGGUAUACACAAAAGGAGCAACCAAAAUACCUCCUCGAGUUCAACAUGUUUUACAUAUACCAUCACCACCAUCUUCAUAGAGAUCAUCACUGCUGAUAAGACGCCCCACAACCGCUGCAGAAACUCAUGGGUCACUGUGCGAUUCGGAAACAGUUUUCCCGUCCGUAGUUUGGCACUUCGUUAGAGCUCCAUCUGCAUCGCCUCAAUCAGCAGCAGCAACAUCACCGUCGUCAUGAUCCAUCGCAUUUACAAGAAGGGAAGACGGAACCUGGAUUUUAAACCCAUACUAUUUAAACAAGGCGUGUUUCAUUUCCACCUCCUACUCUCAGUGUUUAGUUCAUCCAUUCAGAUAUUGUCUGGAUCAAAGAGUUACAAGAAGUGAUCAUAAUGACCAGUACCCGGAUUUAACAAAUCUUUAUUACCAAUUAAGAGACACUAAACCUUCGUGGUUCUGUUUCAAUAGUUAAUGGCGACAUUUAUCAGGGUUGUACAAAAGUGUGAGUAAACUAUGAUGAAGUGAU